CAAGUGAUGAUGGUUGGAUGAAUUGUAUCAAACUAAACAACAAGAUGGAGUGCUUUAGAGAAUUUGAAGAUUGUGUUUUAUCAAACGUAAAUUAUAUAAAAGGUCUACAAACCAAUAUAGAAUAUUUUUACGAAAGGAACUAUAUUGGACUUGCAAAGAUAGAAAGUACAAAUGAUAUCCAAUGGGUAAACAACAGUUUGCAACUUGUUGAUGAGACUAAAGUAGAAUUUGAUGUUCAAGUUCAAACUGAAAUAACAGGUGAUAUGUUGCUAGUUGCAGCUCUUACUAACCAUACAACAGAAACCAAUGAAGUUGUUAAUGACAGUGUUGUCAUUGCAGGAGUAGAUAGUACGGAUGUUGAAUAUCGGUAUUUGACGGAAAUAUUUAUGUGCAAUGUUUAUGAUAUCGUAAACAGUUCCCGCCUCAAAGCAAAAUUGAAUUUUAGCAUAUUUCAGAAAAUGGAUAUAUUAUACACCGAAAAUGAAGCUGUUGACAAAGAGCCAGUUUGCCUAUUUUUCAACGAAGCACAAUUGACCUGGACUGAUGAAGGUGUGAAAACCACUUACCAUUCUCAAGACAAAGUAUCUUGCUCUUCUGACCAUAUUACCAGUUUCAGCGUAUUGAUGAAAGUUACUAAGGCAGAACCUAUACAGGACAACAAAACUUUGAGCCUGAUGUCGAAAGUGUGCGUUUCUCUUUCACUCAUCGCUUUAGUUCUUUCUCUCAUCGUUUACUGCUCAUUUCCGGAACUAUGGAAAUCACUCCGCGUCUCAAUCCACAAAAACCUGAUCGUUAACAUGAUUUUGAUGCAAUUACUGUUUAUUUUGGGGAUCGACAAGACAGGACACAAGAUCACAUGUGCAGUUGUUACCGUUCUUCUUCACUUCACUGCACUGAAUACUUUCACUUGGAUGUUCGGUGAAGCGGUAUACUUGCUUUUCAAAGUCUCCACGUCGGCCCCUAGCCAGCACAACCGACUUCGAAAUUACAUGACAGUGUGCUAUUGUAUUCCCCUUAUCGUCGUUGUCAUUUCUUCGGCUGGAUUCACAUCCCGAUACAAUCAUGAUAAAAUUUGUUGGCUUAGUCAGGAAAGAGGAAUGAUAUGGGCAUUCGUAGCGCCAGCGAUUUGCAUUGCUAUGGUUAACACUGGAAUAAUGUGCGUUGUUUUGAGAAUUAUCUACAAACGAGCCGGUAAUAUGGUAGGAAAACCAGCGGCAGAGAGGAACAAGUUUAAACAAUUGAGAAAAACUACUCGUGGUACAUUAAUGUUGCUACCACUCAUGGGCACCGCAUGGCUCUUCGGGCCGUUUGCUUUCAAUUCGGAUACUGUAUUCCUUGAUUACGUCUUCAACUUGAUGAACGGAUGUCAAGGGGUCUUCAUAUUCCUUAUUUACUGCGUCUUUGAUAAUGAGACAAAGGUGUGUCUCAAAAAACGAUUCAAGAUAAAUGAAGUAAAUCCGCAGACGGAAAUGACGCAAAAUCAGUGAAUAUAAUGCAUACUUAUUGCUUAAGUAUUCAAUAUACUGCACAUAAUUAUAGUAUUCAAAGUAAAAUGUACUAUGUUUUUUGAUGUAAACACUGCGUCUAAAUAAAACUUUAUGUGGUAAUAAUCUGUUUCUGUGUUUUUAACAUGUCAAAAACACAUUAUGGGCCUGCAAGUAUCUAGUUCGGGAUCCAGCUUACUGAGAAUUAAUGAAGUAUCUGACCAUAUAGUCCAUAAUGCACUAGUCUAUGUUAGAAAUAUUAAGACGUCAGGUACCUUAUGUGUUUAAAAAUUGUAUUUUGAAUGAACGAUUGGAGCAUUAGUAAUGCCAAAUAUAUGUUUUAGUUUGUAAAAUAGCUUGC
Molecule: messenger RNA, 1845 nt
Organism: Anneissia japonica
Lineage: Eukaryota; Metazoa; Echinodermata; Crinoidea; Comatulida; Comatulidae
Product: adhesion G protein-coupled receptor L4-like
Exons: 14
Coding region: 18-1487 (489 amino acids)
Biological process (GO): adenylate cyclase-activating G protein-coupled receptor signaling pathway; cell surface receptor signaling pathway
Cellular component (GO): membrane
Molecular function (GO): G protein-coupled receptor activity
Source: RefSeq, a predicted model, not a curated record